Molecule: messenger RNA, 1288 nt
Organism: Cuscuta epithymum
Lineage: Eukaryota; Viridiplantae; Streptophyta; Magnoliopsida; Solanales; Convolvulaceae
Source: the annotation of a GenBank genome assembly
UUUUUUCCGAUCCAUUCAUGACAAUCAUUACCCCUACCACACAGGUCAUUGCUCUCACAGCCUCAACCCACUUCCCCAUCAAAUUAACCACCUCAAAUUAUCCCAUAUGGAAGUUCCAGGUUCAUUCGGCCCUCAUUGGCCUCGGUCUCGACGGAUACGUCAAUGGCUCAAUUGCGGCACCGGAUCAAUAUCUGGAUACUGCCAAGACUCAACCGAAUCCAUGUUAUGCUAUUUGGUUUCGCCAAGACUGCACGAUCAUCAGUGCACUGCUUGGUAGUUGUGCCGAUGCUGUUCAACCGUUGAUCUCGUCAGUCACGACGGUAAGGCAAGCUUGGGACAAGCUCUCGCUCACCUAUGCGAGUACAUCACGAGGCAGAAUUAUCUCCCUCAAAAAUGCUCUCUCUCGGACCACAAAAGGUGGCCGCUCCAUCACCGAGUACGUUUCUGAAAUGUACGCCAUUUAUGAGGCGUUGGCUCUCGCUCAAAAUCCCAUUUUGGAGGAAGAUUUAGUCAUCAACAUUCUCAAUGGCCUUGGUCCAGAUUAUGGUGAACUUCGUUCGGCCAUACGUGUGCGCAACACCCCGCUUCCCCUUGCGGAGCUUCAGGACAUAUUACUGGAGCAUGAACAAAAACUCCAGGAAGCAGAUAUGUCUGUGCAAAAUCUGGUUCCCACAGCCCACUACACGCAUGCUCCAGGCCGUUCGUUUGAGUCCCAUAUGCACACUGACCGUCGUCCCACACAGACCACUGAUCGCCGAGGGCAUCAUGCUCGUCGUGGCUGUGGCGGCAAUAGUCAUGGUCAGUCCAGGAACCCCCCGUCGCAUGGUGUUGUCUGCCAAUUCUGUAAUUUCUCCGGGCAUGAAGCUAAACAAUGCCGAACAUUACAGAGGUUUCUUCGUGAACACCAUAUUAUUACCACUUCGGGUUCUGGUGCUCCUAUGGCUCACAAUACGAUGGUCAACCCCAUGACUGAAGGUCAGCAGUGGCUAUUUGACAGUGGGGCCUCUCACCAUGUCACAUCGGAUCAUUCCAACCUUCCGACCUAUGCUGAAUACGGAGGACCUAAUGAGGUCCAACUCGGUGACGGAUCGGGUCACAGGGGCGGUGCUCAUGCGCGGGGAGAACAUCCAUGAUGUCUACUAUGUUCCAUCACCAAAGUUUCCACAAAUCCAUCUGUCUCGGGUCUCAGUUCCAUCUCAUUGGCAUCACACGUUUGGUCAUCCGUCUCGUCGAAUUUUUGAUAUGUUAAUUCAUCAAAAUAAACAUGUUAUCCCAUGUAACAUUUCGU